AUGUCUCACACAGUGGGGGCUUUCAUCGCAGCCCCAAGAACGACCAACACAUUGGCCGAACUCAGGCUCAAAACUGUUUGCGUCAGCGGUGUUCAGCAAUCUCUUGAUUCCGUGGCCCAGCUGUUGAGCCUACAGGAGGUGGUGCUGGCGGACUUCGGCGCUGCUGCAAAAUGCGGCAGAGCCAUGCCUGUGGUGGCUCCGGCAUGUAUCGAGGACAUAGCUCCCAUGUUUGAGUUGUGCGGUUCGUGCGUGAAGGUGGGCACGCCGCUCUACCUGCCUCCAGAGGCAUUUCGGAGGCGGGACUACAGGAUACCUUCGGGUACCGUGUUCUAUGGCGAAGGCUUUGAGUCGCUGGCCAGGGGCUUGCAGGGACCGGCAGGCGACGUCUGGUCCUGCGGCGUGGGGGCCUGA
Molecule: messenger RNA, 411 nt
Organism: Symbiodinium natans
Lineage: Eukaryota; Dinophyceae; Suessiales; Symbiodiniaceae
Source: the annotation of a GenBank genome assembly